Triticum dicoccoides is the source of this 2450-nucleotide messenger RNA. RefSeq lists its product as uncharacterized. NCBI's taxonomy places the organism in Eukaryota, Viridiplantae, Streptophyta, Magnoliopsida, Poales, Poaceae. Bases 439 to 2118 code for a protein of 559 amino acids. The record is from RefSeq and is a predicted model, not a curated record. The transcript is spliced from 5 exons. Gene Ontology annotation, molecular function: protein binding.
GUUUAUUCGUGAUCCCUGGCGAAAUUUUUUGUGGACUUCUUUCUUGGUUCCCUCUUGAAGAAAUUCAUCUUGCAGUUACAAUCAAUGUUUUAAAUAGCGGGCUAUGGAAAAUAGCGGCGGGCCUCAAAAUCAGCUAUAUCGGGCUAUAGCGGACUAUUUGUGAAGACGACUAUUUAGUGGCACCCUGCUGAAAAGGCUAUAGCGGGCUAUAGCGGAGCUAUAGCCGGCUAUUUAAACUAUGGUUACAAUUCCAGGAUAAUGCCUUGAUGAAACGUGUGAUCCGAUUCCAAACCUGAUCUAUGGAUCCACGCUGCAAAAUUGCCCCUUUUGUCAGAUUAUAUACAUUCUUGUAGAUUAUGCUUUUCCCUCUCCAGCCUAGUAGUAAUUUAGAGAAAAACACCUGCAUUAGUCUGCUGCAAAACUACAUCAUCUGUUUACAUGUUCGGAAUGCAGUGUUUAGAAUUGAAAGAGACAGGGGGAGAUAAGAAGCUGACAACACAUUUGGAAUGCAGAGAUAUUAGAAGGCCUUCCAUGAUAUUUGGCCAGUACCAGUAUCCUUGUAGGGGAUUCUGCUCCCCUGGUUUGCUCUGCUCUGAUGGACAAGCCAAACAGUCAAGAACGCUCUGUAAGAAAAAAAAAAGCGAUGCUUCCAAUUCGAAAAGGAUGGUGGGAUCGAAGGUGGCCAUGGAGCUUCACCUUCUAUCGACUGACGUUCUGCGAGACAUCUUCUCACGGAUAUCACUCAAACAGGCCGUGAGGAUGAGUGUACUAUCUCGUGAGUGGAGGCGGUUAGGGAUAUGCCACCCGGACCUGGUGUUCACCAAAGACACCUUAUUUGGCAGCGAUACAGCCACAAGUACUGACCCGGAAUCCAUGACUGCUGAAUUCAUCACCAGAGUGGACAAUGUGUUACGCCCGCUGUGGUCUACUUCCACCACGACAACUACUACGGUCGAUAGGUUUGUUAUCAAAUUUGGUCUCGGCAGACAUCAAAUGCAUCACAUUGAUAGAUGGAUUAACUUUUGCACCGCGUCAAUGGCCAAGCACAUUGGCCUUGAUCUCAGGGGACGGCACGACUUUGAACAUCCCGAGUACAUUGUCCCUCUGUGCAAACUCAGUGGCCCGAAUGGCUCUUGUGUCAAGUCUCUUCAUAUGGCUGAUGUAUGUUUAAAGCCGCCCCCUAGAUUCUGUGGUAUAACAAACCUGAAGAAACUGAGCCUACAUAGGGUGUCCAUGGAUGCAGGCGACCUCCAAUGUUUGUUGCUAAGUUGUGCUCGUCUCGAGAGUUUAAGCUUGGAUUUCUGCCCCUUGUUAAGUUUUACUAUGCAUCAGCAGCUUUGCCGGUUGAAGUACCUGAGUGUGCGCGAGUGUGCGGUGGGAAUGAUACAGUUGCAGGCUCCAAACCUGACCACAUUUGAGUUCGAUGACUGUCUAACACAAAUUGUUCUCAAUGAAUCUUCAAAGUUGUCAGAAGCAACCUUUGUGUUCAAGAGCAGUUCAUACAACUGGUGUGUGGAUGCCUUCGACUAUAUCUUGACUGAGCUCCCAACUUCUAUUCCUUAUGUGCAUAAACUUCUGCUACAUUUGGUUAUUGGAUAUCAGGUGCAAAAUUUCAGUAAAAGCAACACCAGUUUCAUCAAUCUGUGGCAUCUAAACCUGAAUAUCGAUAUCACAUACGAUCAACUUGAUGCUGACUGGGUUACGGGUUUGGUUUAUCUCUUGGAGUUAGCACCUCUCUUAGAAGAACUGGAACUGCAUAUUGAGUGUGAUAGAUCUAGUGAUGCUGUUCCUGCAAGGAUAGUGAAGGCAGCUCCAGGGCCUCUGCAUCGUCACCUCAGGAGUGCCCACAUUACUGGAUUUUGUGAUCUAAUGGGGAUAGCCGAGCUGGCGCUCUACAUCCUUGGGAAUGCUACUGUGCUCGAGCGUAUGGUAGUUGAUCCAGUGGUACGGAUGGACUAUGGGUACCCAUAUACAGGUCAAUUUUAUUCUGUCAGCAAGGCCGGUAGUAGCCUGGAGCUCGCUCAACCUAGUUUUACUGAGCAGGAGCUACAUGACAGGGAGUUUGCCAGGAAACACUUUGACAGAGAGGAGUUUCUUCACAUCCUCACCAUUUUAUGAAUAACAACACAAGGGCUUAUUCCCUAUUUAAAUGGAUGCUUGAUGGAUCUGUUUCAUUCCAUUACGAAGCUCUCUGAAGCAUGUUAAGGAUCGAUCUGAAGGAAGGCAACGUAUAUGAUCUGAGACAGUGUUUGUCGGUGCUGAAAUCCAGUCAUGUCUAGAGUCUGUGCAAUCUGGGUUAUGCUUUUUCUUUUACAGCAAUCUGGGUUAUGCUUGGGUUCUAUGAUUUGUUCCUUUUUUGGCAUUGGUAGUAUGAACAGAAGCAGGUACUAAUGAACUGAUAUGUGUUACUCUUUUGUAAAUAAAAUCAGGGAACUAUUGUAAUCAUCUCU